Molecule: messenger RNA, 739 nt
Organism: Lactuca sativa (garden lettuce)
Lineage: Eukaryota; Viridiplantae; Streptophyta; Magnoliopsida; Asterales; Asteraceae
Product: zinc finger protein ZAT11
Biological process (GO): response to chitin
Source: RefSeq, a predicted model, not a curated record
AACAACCAACAACUAAUUCAAACAAUUUUAUCAAACACUUAAAAUUCAUUUUUCGAAAUUAACCGGUGAAAUGAAGAGAAAUUGGGAUGACGAUCGAGAAAUUGAGAACUUAGCCAUGGCCAACUGCAUGAUGCUCCUGAACCGCGUCGGCCGAUCAGAUUCCGGUAGGAUUUUCCAUUGCAAGACAUGCAACAAACAGUUCUCGUCGUUUCAAGCGCUCGGCGGCCACCGUACAAGCCACAGACGGCCUAAAUUAAACGAUGAAUCUCCGGCAAAGGCUAAGACACAUGAAUGUUCCAUUUGCGGAUUGGAGUUUGAGCUUGGGCAGGCGUUGGGUGGUCACAUGCGGAAGCACCGUGACAGUCUGGCGGCGGCGGAGAAGAUUUUUCCGAGGAAAAUGGCGAUGCCGGUGGUGGAGGAGGUUGACGGCGGCGGAAGAGGGUUGUGUUUGGAUUUGAAUUUGACACCCUUUCAGAACGAAAUCAAGAUCUGGAGUCGUAAUGGUAGAACGGCGGGAAUUGCUACUUAGAACGCGGCAUUUUUUUAUUUUAUUUUUUACUUUUUAGUUAAUGUUUAAGGUUGUGAUUUUUGGGUAUGAGGAUAGUGUAAAUAUGCAGAAUCAAAGAAAAACACACGUAUAUUAAUCGUUUUUUCUAUAUUUUAUAAAGUAUGUAUUUAUUAUAUUGGAUCAUAAUUCAAAGGAUUUGAAUUCAAACUAGAAAUGUUUGAUAUGUACGCC